AUGUUGGUUUCACGUCAUCCAGUUCUUGAAAAUCUAGGCCACAUCAAAACAUGCAAACCCACAUCGUCGUCGUUGAAUAACAUUUUCACCGGGAAUAUUCCCGUUGUAGACCUUUCAGACCACACGGUCGCUAAAACCCUAAUAGUUAAUGCCUGCAAAGAAUUCGGUUUCUUCAAAGUGAUCAACCACGGCAUUUCCAUGGAUUUGUCGAACAAAUUAGAAGCCGAAUCCGUCAAGUUUUUCAAAUUACCCAAACAAGAAAAGGAAAAAUCGGGCCCUCCUAACCCUUUCGGCUACGGUAACAGGAAUAUCGGGCCCAGCGGUGAUACGGGCUUGGUAGAAUAUCUUCUCAUGUGCGCCAACCCUUGCAAUAAUCAACUUCAUUCACGGAAUAGCGCAAAUGCCAUUGUCGUUCCAGGAAUUCAAGAAUCUUUACACUACUGGAGCGUGGUGAAUGAGUACGUGUUAGCAGUCAGAAACGUGGCAUGCGAAGUUUUAGAAAUGAUAGCCGAAGAAUUACAUCUUCAGGCACGGGAUACUUUGAGUAGUCUGAUCAGAGAUGAAAAAAGUGAUUCUUGUUUCAGGCUUAACUACUAUCCACCAUGCCCGGGUCUUCGAGCAUUGAGUAAUGCUCAAAGUUUGAUAGGUUUUGGAGAACACACGGACCCACAAAUUAUAUCUGUUUUAAGGUCAAACGAAGUAUCAGGCUUUCAAAUUUGUCUGAAAGACGGAGCAUGGGUCUCAAUACCACCUGAUCCCACAUCGUUUUUCCUCAAUGUUGGUGAUUCUUUGCAGGUAAUGACAAAUGGAAGGUUCAAGAGUGUAAGGCACAGAGUGUUGGCCGCAGAUACUUUGAAAUCGAGGGUGUCGAUGAUCUACUUUGGAGGGCCGCCUUUGAAUGAAAAGAUAACACCCUUAAGUUCAGUAAUGGAAGAAGGUGAAGAAAGUUUGUACAAGGAAUACACAUGGUCUGACUACAAGAACUCUGCUUAUAAGACAAAAUUAGGUGACGAUAGGCUGACGAAUUUUCAGAAACCUUUCGCCCAAUAGUCAUUUAGCGAGGUCGUGAGAUUUCCGUCACUAUUUUUGAGAAUUAU
Molecule: messenger RNA, 1097 nt
Organism: Erythranthe guttata (spotted monkey flower)
Lineage: Eukaryota; Viridiplantae; Streptophyta; Magnoliopsida; Lamiales; Phrymaceae
Source: RefSeq, a predicted model, not a curated record